This is a messenger RNA of Neoarthrinium moseri, 1782 nucleotides long. RefSeq lists its product as uncharacterized. The transcript has 3 exons. The record is from RefSeq and is a predicted model, not a curated record. Lineage: Eukaryota; Fungi; Ascomycota; Sordariomycetes; Amphisphaeriales; Apiosporaceae. The coding region runs from base 1 to 1782 and encodes 593 amino acids.
AUGGCCCCGGCGAAACACGUCCCUCCCGAGGAGUGGGAAGUCCACCGCGCCGAGAUCAGGCGGCUCUACAUCGAUGAGGACAGGACACUGCAGUAUGUCAUGGGUGUGCUGAGCCAGCAGCGCGGGUUCACGGCCUCACAGAAGCAAUACAAGACCAAGCUCAAGCACUGGCGGCUCUUCAAGAACAACCGCGCCGCCGACGUGGCCGCCAUCCUCAAGACGCAGGCCGGCCGCACCGCCGCCGGCAAGGACUCGAUCCCCGUGCGCAACGGCCGCCGCGUCGACACCCGUACCUACCUGCGCCGCAAGGGCGUCAGUGCCGACGACCUGCUGCUGUUGGCCGGCGCCGGGUCGACGCCGCGGUCCGCCGAUGACGCCGAGGCCGAGGCCGACCUACCGGCGUACCUGAGGUGUCUCACACCGCCGCCUCCAUUUUUUACGUCGACGAGCCCGCUGUCGAGCGGUCUGCUGCGGACUCCCGGGUCCCUCAGUAUCAAAGAGGUUGUGGGCGAGUGGUUCUUAGGCGAGUGCAGAAGGUUUAGCGGCGAGGCGACCAUGCAGAGCGAGUCGUGGGAUGGCUCGUGGCAGAACAGAGACCCUAUGUGUGAGAGGCCGUUACAGGUCUAUUGUGACAGUCACGCGAGCACUGUUGCAGCUGAGUAUUAUGAUGCCAUCUGGCUCCUCAACCAGAACCACACCCGCCAAGGCUGGCAGCUGGCGCACACGGUCUUCGACCGCCUGCGGCUCCUGCUAGACGACGCGGCGCACCUGCUGUACCCGGUGCUCAACCUGCUGAUCAUCAUCGUGGUGCUGCCGGACGACGGCCACGCAGCCCUGCACCGCACGCUCUGGGGCCACCUGGCCGAGCUGGCGCGCAUCCGGCUGGGGCCCGCCCACCCGUGCCGCCGGGCCCUGCGCCAGAUCGCCCGCCUGUUCGAGGAGGAGCACGACGCCGCCCGCCGCAACGGCCUCCUGCUCGCCCUCGUCCUCGACGCCAUGGACAACCUGGCCGACGCCGCCCAGUACUACGACAUGGUCUCGCUGUGGUACGGCGAGACGCUGCGCAGCCACCGGAGCCACCGCCUCAAGGGCAACGGCGGCGGCGGCAGCAGCCCGCCGUCCCUCGCGGCGAUCCACCCCGGGGAGAUGCUCCGGGCGCUCGCAGACCCCGAGGCGGCGCCACCAGUCUUCGAAGAAGACGAAGAAGAAGCAGGGGCAGCGGCAGCACAGGAAGAUGACCUCAGCCUGGCCUACGUCGAGUCGUUCCUGCUGCUCGACCUGGGCUGGGAGAGCGGCUGGCGCGACGCCGAGGUGUACGGGGCGUGCGAGCGGCUGCUGGCCGCCAAGACGGAGCGCGCAACGGCCAUGUCGGAUGCCGCGGCCCCGGCGGCCCCGGACCAGACCGAGGUUAACUGCCUCACGGCCAUGGCGCUGUUCCACCGGGCCCAGUGCGGCGAGCCUCAGCUGCCGCAGCGACAUCCGGACACGGUGAUGUGGGAUGCUGGUGCCGAUGUCAACAUGGGGACAGGAGAGGAUGUGGUGGAGGAGGGACAGAGCACUGCGGAGCGGUGGCGCCAUCACGAGUUCGCGCGCCACCUGAUGCAGGAGGCCGUCGCGCUCGACUGGGCGCUGUCCGGCCCCAGCAUCUACAACUUUGAGGGCCUCCUGCUGCUCCGCGAGUGGUGCACCGAGGCCGAGGACUGGGCCGCGCUCGAGGUUGUUGGGCGGCGGAGUGAAGAGUGUCUCAGGGGCCUGUUUGGGGAAUGGGGCGUCAGCUGUUGA